Molecule: messenger RNA, 2751 nt
Organism: Mesocricetus auratus (golden hamster)
Lineage: Eukaryota; Metazoa; Chordata; Mammalia; Rodentia; Cricetidae
Gene: Actr1a
Product: actin related protein 1A
Exons: 11
Coding region: 95-1225 (376 amino acids)
Source: RefSeq, a predicted model, not a curated record
CAGAACCGGCGACUAAACUGCGCAUGCGUGUCAGAGGCGUUUGCAGCGGACCGGGCUUGGCAGUUCCUUCCUCGGAAGGAAAGAUUCCUCUGCCAUGGAGUCCUACGAUGUGAUCGCCAACCAGCCUGUUGUGAUCGACAACGGAUCCGGUGUGAUUAAAGCUGGUUUUGCUGGUGAUCAGAUCCCCAAAUACUGCUUUCCAAACUAUGUGGGCAGACCCAAACAUGUUCGUGUCAUGGCAGGAGCCCUCGAAGGUGACAUCUUCAUUGGCCCCAAAGCUGAGGAGCACCGAGGGCUGCUGUCAAUCCGCUAUCCCAUGGAACAUGGCAUCGUCAAGGACUGGAAUGACAUGGAACGCAUUUGGCAAUAUGUCUAUUCUAAGGACCAGCUGCAGACUUUCUCAGAGGAGCAUCCUGUGCUCCUGACUGAGGCUCCUUUAAACCCUCGGAAAAACCGGGAGCGAGCUGCAGAAGUUUUCUUUGAGACCUUCAACGUGCCAGCUCUCUUCAUCUCCAUGCAAGCUGUGCUUAGCCUCUAUGCCACAGGCAGGACCACAGGUGUGGUGCUGGACUCUGGGGAUGGCGUCACCCACGCAGUCCCCAUCUACGAAGGCUUCGCCAUGCCGCACUCUAUCAUGCGCAUCGACAUCGCUGGCCGAGAUGUCUCUCGCUUCCUUCGCCUCUACCUCCGCAAGGAGGGCUAUGAUUUCCACUCCUCCUCCGAGUUUGAGAUUGUCAAGGCCAUAAAGGAAAGAGCCUGCUACCUGUCCAUCAACCCCCAGAAGGAUGAGACACUAGAGACGGAGAAGGCCCAGUACUACCUGCCCGAUGGCAGCACCAUUGAGAUCGGCCCUUCCAGGUUCCGGGCCCCUGAGCUGCUGUUCAGGCCAGACUUGAUUGGUGAGGAGAGUGAGGGUAUCCAUGAGGUCCUGGUGUUUGCCAUCCAGAAGUCUGACAUGGACCUACGGCGUACACUUUUUUCCAACAUCGUCCUCUCAGGAGGUUCUACCUUGUUCAAAGGUUUUGGUGACAGGCUACUGAGUGAAGUGAAGAAACUAGCUCCAAAAGAUGUGAAGAUCAGGAUAUCUGCACCCCAGGAGAGACUGUAUUCCACGUGGAUUGGAGGCUCCAUCCUUGCUUCCCUGGACACCUUUAAGAAGAUGUGGGUCUCCAAGAAGGAAUACGAAGAAGAUGGUGCCCGGUCCAUCCACAGGAAAACCUUCUAAUGUUGAGACAGCACCUUCACCUCUCUGAAGUUAACUCCACUUGAAAACUCACUUUCUUGACUUGGGGUAUUGGAGAGGAACUGCCUGUGUGUGUGAGUGAGUGUGUGGGUAUGAGUGUGUGCACAUGGCGAGUGUGUGUGGCCCAGGUUUCCCGGGCCCGGAAAGGACAUUGAACUACCCACGGUGGUGAUGGCCGGAGGCCUGGGGUUGACUACUAACUGGCCCCUUCCAGGGAAGAGCCCUGGCAGAGACCCACUCCUUUCUCAGCCAGGCCUUUGGCUGGCUGUGUGGAACUAUGGUCACUACCAUAGAGAGACCUUGCUGCUGCCAAUCUAGGCUGGGCUGGCCCCACCCCACCCCAGAGUGCCCUGAGGCUGGAGGCAGCUGCCUCCCCUCUCUUCGUUCUGCUGUCCAUGCUGUGGAUCAGACUGAGAACUGAGGCUGGGGUUAGGUUCCGUCUGGCUCUGUUUCGCUUGGUGUUUGGGAGACUGACAGAGCACUCUGGCAGUGGCUGUAGACUGGGCUCAGGAGAGAGCAGGGUGCACUCAUGUCUACCUGGGAACCAGGACCACACUGGGCACGGGAAGACAGGCGACAGCUGCAGGCUUAAUUUACAGCCCCGACCACAUCCGGGGCUCUUGGGAGACUGGGGCUCCAGGGCCUGUCAUUCUCAUCCAUCCUUGUUUCGAUGCCAUCUUCAGUUUUAGUUAUGGAAGUGUUUGUUCAGUAAAGGGACUGCAGAGAGGGCUCAGUGUCCCCUGCCCACUGGUCACCUUGCUCACACUAAUGUUUACACACCUAGGCUUUGCAUAGCGUCCAGGGUGUCACCCUCCUGAUGGCAGACUGACAGUAUUCGGGACGGGAGGCUGCACUCAAGGCACCCCAGCCUCCUCUCUCCUCCUUCCUCCAUUUGCUCACUGCCCCAGAACCACCAGGCUGGCUGCGGUUAGAUGUCCCAAAACAGGAAGUAGAUCACUCUUUGGCAGAGGCCCCUUGCGAGGGAGGUAUGUUGGAGACCUUUAAAACUAAGAAAGCUGCAGUUAACCAUGGUGCCUUCCACCACUCCAGCUGACCAGGGAGACUAAGGUAAAUGGCAGGGAGGCCCCUUGUGGGUUGGUCAAAGUCUCUCCUGACUUUGGACCUGUGGGGAUGGAGAGAAGGGGCCAGACCAAGUGCCAAGAAGUGAUGGGCUUAAGCCUGGCUCUCAGAAGCGGUCCAAGGGCCUGUGGACCCAGAGAGUACAAAGCUAGGGUGAGCCUGUCUUCACCGGCACGCUCACCAGUGAUACCCAGUCCCACCUCAGUUCCAGAUUCCAGACAGUAUUCUCUCCCGCCAUCCUAUGACCAAAGGCCCCUGCCAGAUGUAAGCUGCAGCUGGCGUGUGUGAGAUCAGUGUGGCAACCCAUGGACUGCAGUGUGCUUAAUCAGCUCAUCUCUCUUAGCCCAAGCCUGUCCCUUACACAGCCUCGAAAAGCCGCGUUGCCUGGUGGGGCCCAGUGUACUUAAAUAAAGUCGUUCCAAUAGAUA